AUGCCUCGCUCGGAGGCCCAGAAGGCAGGCCUCCUGCUGGAGGGAGCAGGCGGCAUGAUGCUGAUGCUCAACGUGACCCGACGGCUGUGGCAGCUCCCACAGCUGCCCGAAUAUCUCGGCCUCCGGGACGCGAACCUGUGGCUGCAGGACGACAAGCUGCAGCUGCGCGGGCUCUGCGGCUUCCUGGACGCCGCCGACCGGCACAAGGCGGGCAGCGCGCGACCUGUGGCGGCGCUGUGGGCGCCACGUUGCCUGUGCCUGCGGCACGAGGUGGCCCCGCGAGGCUCCGAAGCUGCGGGAACUCGAGGCGCGCGGGGAGGCACUUCUGGGCGGGAACCUGGAGCUCACGGAGCCCUGCUGCUGCUGCUGCUGCUGCCGCUGGACCAGGAGAAGCGGGGACGCGGGCGGCGGCACCGGCUGCCACAGAUCGAAGGACUGCGGGCCGGCUUGAGCGGACCGUAG
Messenger RNA from Rangifer tarandus platyrhynchus (Svalbard reindeer), 462 nucleotides. Lineage: Eukaryota; Metazoa; Chordata; Mammalia; Artiodactyla; Cervidae. The record is from the annotation of a GenBank genome assembly.